Ceratotherium simum simum (southern white rhinoceros) is the source of this 1143-nucleotide messenger RNA. It is a transcript of the gene NR2C2AP, whose product is annotated as nuclear receptor 2C2 associated protein. The record is from RefSeq and is a predicted model, not a curated record. Lineage: Eukaryota; Metazoa; Chordata; Mammalia; Perissodactyla; Rhinocerotidae.
UGUCCACGCGGUUCCGGGUGCAGCUCGUGGUUUCCCGAGCUCUUCGCAGAGAAACUGAGGUGAGGACGAGCAGACUCAGGCGUGGAUAAGGUCGCGCCGCUGUGGCUGCGGUGCCGCCGGGAUUUGAACCCGGGCUGAUCCCAACUCAGACCUUCGAGGCCUUGUGGAGCCGAGAUGACCCACUCUUUGGUUUGUCCAGAGACGCUGAGCAGGGUGAGUUCGGUGCUGAAUCGCAACACGCGGCAGUUUGGAAAGAAGCACCUGUUCGACCAGGACGAGGAGACAUGCUGGAACUCGGACCAGGGCCCCUCCCAGUGGGUGAUACUGGAGUUUCCCCAGCGAGUCCGUGUCUCCCAGCUGCAGAUCCAGUUCCAGGGGGGCUUCUCCAGUCGCCGGGGCUGCCUGGAAGGUUCCCAAGGGAGUGAGGCUCUCAGCAAGAUUGUGGACUUCUACCCGGAGGACAACAACUCACUUCAGACCUUCCCUGUGCCGGCUGCUGAGGUGGACCGGCUGAAGGUGACGUUUGAGAAUGCUACUGACUUUUUUGGCCGUGUGGUCAUCUACCACCUGCGGGUACUGGGGGAGAAGGUAUGAGCCCACUGGGCCACCACCUCCUCCAGGAAGCCCUUGGGGAAGCACAGCAAAGCCCUUCAAGUUCUGCACAGGUUUAUUGGCUCCUCUUGGGGAGGGCCCCCUCCCACCGUCUGUCCAGGAGCUGCCUUUGAAGCCAGUUCUGGGUUCCCCCAGCUCUGGGUCGACCGUUUUGUUCCCUGAGUGUCUGAGUCCCCUGCAGACAGCCCUCACUCGGGAUCGGUGGGCACCAGGUUGCUCUGGAAGAGUUUAAGGAUGUGGUUCUCGAUCGCCUGCUGCACUGGAAACAGGACAAGAAGGUGGGCCAGGGACUGACUGGGGGCUGUGGAGGCAUAGGCUGACCUGGACCCUCCCCUGGGGGGUGAACUGGGGCCUCCCAGCCUCGGGACCUGGAUGGAGGACUCACUUCACACACGAGGAAAUCCAUGCCCCUCCCAGAGCACAGCUGGGAAGACGGAGGCCCCCACCCCAGGAACCUCAACUUCCCCUAAGUUUAUAAAAAACGCGUUUUUGGAGGUUUUUCAGAGGCAUAAAAAUAUUCCUUACCAAACA